Drosophila teissieri is the source of this 2381-nucleotide messenger RNA. Its product is annotated as motile sperm domain-containing protein 2. The transcript is spliced from 7 exons. NCBI's taxonomy places the organism in Eukaryota, Metazoa, Arthropoda, Insecta, Diptera, Drosophilidae. The record is from RefSeq and is a predicted model, not a curated record.
AGCCGCACACGCUCGUGGAACGCACUUGGAUAGCUGAGCAGUUGGCGCUGGAGUAUCACCACCUGUUGUACCUUCACCUGUGCACCCCGUAAAGCCAAUCUAAUCGCAGUGAAAGUGGAUUUGCUGAUUAGGCGCCAAGCGAUAGGAGCACUGUAUUUACCGAUUGGAAUUCAAACCCCAACGCUUAGUCGUUCCACAAGUUUGGUGGCGAACGAGUGCGAAAACUAGCUGGCAGCCGGCAGCAUGGGCAUCAAGGUCAAGGAGACGACCCCACAGCAAAUCGAGGAGCUGCGCGAAAGGUUCAAUAGCAAAUAUGCCUCAGCACCGCCAGCAGCACCUUUCCACCCCACCGAUAUUGAUCGCAUUCGCAAUGAUCAUCUGUGGCUUCAGAGGUUUCUGGAAAUGCAUGAUCUCGACAUGGAGGCCUCCUUCACCAAGCUGUGGGAAACCUGUGCCUGGCGUCAGUCCUAUGGGGCCAACGAUCUCGACGAGAGCCAGUUGAACCAGGAGUAUCUGAGGGAGGGAUCGGUGUUUGUGCGCAACAGUGAUGUGGAUGGCAAACCGCUACUGGUAUUCCGCGUAAAGCUGCACAGUAAGUCCAAGAACUUGGACGAGCUGAUCCGCAUCGUGGUGUACUGGGUGGAGAGAACUCAGCGGGAGCAGCAUUUGACACAGUUGACCAUAUUCUUCGACAUGGCCGGCACUGGCUUGGCCACCAUGGAUCUGGACUUUGUUAAACGCAUUGUGGAGACAUUCAAGCUGUACUAUCCCAAUACCCUCAACUAUAUUUUGGUAUUUGAACUCGCCUGGGUGCUCAAUGCUGCUUUUAAGGUCAUCAAGGCACUGCUGCCACCCAAAGCAGUUGAGAUUUUAAAAAUGAUAUCGAAAAAGGACAUCAACCAGUACAUUACCAAAGACAACAGCCUGGCCAUCUGGGGUGGCGAGGAUAACUACGAAUUUAGCUUUGUGCCGGAGGCCAAAAAGGUUACUUCCAAACCGCUGGCUGCCAAUGCCGGCGAUGAUGAGCAAUUCGCGGACAAAAAGGUCACCUUCGUCGAUUCCGCUACCGUGGUGCUCAAGGAGUCCAACAUCAACGAGAUGCACACUCCAUGCGAGGGCAUGUUGCAUAUUAAUCCCAAGGAUUUUGUCAACUUCAAUUCGAAGAAUGCGGAGGCCACCAUGAGCAUCAAGUCUAUUGCCACCUCGGCAGUGACAUACAAGAUCCAAACCACAUCGCCGGAGAAGUUCCGUGUGCGACCGCGUUGCGGCAUUAUCCAGCCCAACCAGGAGGCCACUAUCAACAUAUGGCUGAAGUCGGAGCACAAGCUGAGUGACGACAGCAAGGACAAGUUCCUGGUGAUGGCCAUGAUCGCGCCAGGCGGUGAAUGCGGUGGCGCCGAUGUGACCGAACUGUGGCGGAGCAAAUUACCCACAUCUGCGGAUGUGGAGCAGCAUCGGUUGGUCUGUCGCUUCGAGGAGAGCAAGUCCAAAGCGCCGCUAGAUUGCGCAAACAAGGCCAGUAAGGCCAGCAUGGACUGCAACAAGAAGUCUGGUGCUGGCGUUGAUGCAGCUACGUCAAUGGAGCGCCAGUUGGCAUACACCCAGAACCUGCAAUAUGUGACGCUGGCGCUGUUGUUCCUGUUGUUUGCCGGCUUCGGAUUUCUAAUGUACCAGCAGUUGGGCCAGCACGCCUCUACCUGUCCCAAGACAACGGCGUAUUCGUGCGCCAAGCGCAAAUAAUAUUUACUUUCCCCGUGUAAUCUGACCAGGCAGGAGCUAGACAUUGCCGCUCGCGAUAGCCACAACAAUAACGAACACGACUGCGACUGUCCAGAGCUGGAGAACUGUGCCUGUGCUGUUGAUUUGAUGAAUUUGGGCUUGGACUGUGCAGAUACGUUGGACCAAUUCGAUGGCGAAUGCCUGGAGGCACUGAUCCAAGCGCAUCUGCAGCUGUGCCUCAGUUGUCGGGGCAGUACUGCUGAUCGACAGCUGGGCGGCGUUGCUGCCGGCGGCCAUCUGCUAGGACUCAUCGCAUUCGCAAGGAAGAUGGUGCGCGUCGUUCUUUCGCUAUCGCUGCUGUGCGGCAUCUUGUUCGUGAGCUUCUACCUGGGCAGCAACUAUGGCGGAAACUCCACCACCACCACUACCAUAACCACCUCCCUAGCCACAGUCGACUCAGGCAGAGGCAAUCGUCAGCCGUGUUACUACUCGUAGUGAAGCCAAAACCCACACCUAUGCAGGCCAGGGUGGUUCGAUUUGUCUAGCAGAAUAUGCAAUUUGUACAAUUGUGUACGUUAAUAAUCCAUUUUGACCCUCGCCAGGUAUGAACGACAGAUAUUAAAGCCUUCUUAGAUACUUCAAUGGUUUCCAGUCCUAAGAAA